This is a messenger RNA of Sander lucioperca (pikeperch), 643 nucleotides long. Its product is annotated as low affinity immunoglobulin epsilon Fc receptor-like. Bases 192 to 503 code for a protein of 103 amino acids. The transcript has a single exon. Lineage: Eukaryota; Metazoa; Chordata; Actinopteri; Perciformes; Percidae. The record is from RefSeq and is a predicted model, not a curated record.
GUCGUGCCAAUAAUGACGUUAAAUCAAACCCUCUCGUGUAAUAUUGCUUCAUCACAAAAUAUAUAAUCUAAUGUUACAGCUGUUAUUUAAACUGUCCUGUGUUUGUCUCCACGGACGGAGCAUUUAGGUCUCUGCCCCUGAUUGACUCCCCUUCUCCCCUGACAGAUUCAGUGAUCCUGAUCAAGAAGAACAUGACCUGGGUGGACGCGUUAUACUACUGCAGAGAUCACUAUCGUGAUCUUGUCUCCAUCACCAACCAGGACGAGCAGCUCUGGGUCCAGGAGAGAGCCAAGAUGGCCUCCACUCCCUACGUGUGGCUGGGACUGCGCUACACCUGCACUCUGGACUUCUGGUUCUGGGUCACUGACGAGACGGUCCUCUACACCAACUGGGGCCCCGGCCAGUCUGGGGACGACUGCAACAUGUCUGGAGCCAUGGACCGAGAGGGAACGUGGGUCAAAAAGAUCGACGACAACAAGCUUAAUUUCAUCUGUUCCACGUAAAAACCAGCAGAAUGAAACUAAGUACAUUUACUCAAGUACUGUACUUAAGUAAUAAUAAUGUUGAGAUGAGGUACUUUACUCAUAUAUCAAAGUUAAUAUUUUGUGAAAAAUGUCGUAAUAUUUCAAGAAAAAAGUUGGAA